AUGGCGGCUCUCGCGUCCUCCGCGUCUCUUCGCCUCGCGGCAGCGCCGCUCGCCGGGAAAACCCAGGCGCGCCUCAGCUCCGCGCAAAGCGAGCUCGCGGGACUUUCGCAAGGCCUUGCGAACAUGUCGGUUUCCCGCUCGUCCGCACAACCUGCGGUUAGCCGCGUCGUCACGCCAGUCGCAAAGCGAGUGUGCGACCUGACAGGCAAGAGGCGCAACAACGGCUACUCGGUCUCCUUCUCAAACCAUCGUACCAAGAAGGUGCAGCAGCCGAACCUGCAGUACAAGCGUGUGUGGUGGGAGGAGGGGGAGCGGUACGUGCGCCUCAAGCUCAGCACCAAGGCCAUCAAGACACUCGAGUGGAAGGGGCUCGAUAAGAUGGCUAAGGAGGCCGGCAUUGACCUUAGCAAGUUCUGA
This is a messenger RNA of Closterium sp. Naga37s-1, 417 nucleotides long. NCBI's taxonomy places the organism in Eukaryota, Viridiplantae, Streptophyta, Zygnematophyceae, Desmidiales, Closteriaceae. The record is from the annotation of a GenBank genome assembly.